UUGCGGGUUCAGUGACAACGCGGACGCAUACGCACCAGGAGCCCAACGUUGGCGGGCGCACUUCUAGUUCGAAAACUUCGAUAAGUGUAAGGACAUCAAUAAUAGUAGUAUUGUUAUUUUGUCGUUGCGCCGUUCACAUUACACCGCCGCCGGAGUGGAUUUUUCUCAAAAUGUUCGGUAAUAUAAGGCGGGACAACAUGAUGUUACUACAUUCAAUCAUAUUUAGUCAAACGUUUGAUUAGCUUUCUAAACGAAGUUUUGAUCUGUCUUCUACAUGAUGUAAGAUAAUCCAAAACAGUGGGAUCAUGUCAGAGUACAUAGGGUUCGGUAGUUUACCGGACAUAGUACAUCGAAAAACCGUCAAAAAGGGAUUUGAAUUCACUCUGAUGGUGGUCGGUGAAUCCGGUUUGGGAAAAUCAACACUGAUAAAUACAUUAUUCCUAAGCGAUUUGUAUAAGGAACGAAAUGAAUCUAGUUAUGAACCUCCUCAGACCGCACAUAUUGAAAAGAAAACGUUAUGCAUCGAGGAACAAGGAGUAAAGUUAAGACUAACCGUUGUAGACACACCUGGUUUUGGUUCGUCUUUGAGCAGUGAUGAUUGCAUUCGGUCAUGCUGCGAGUACGUGGACGAACAAUUUCGAGCAUAUUUCGCCGAAGAAAGCGGCAUUAUCAGAAAGAACAUAGUCGACAAUCGUGUACACUGUUGUCUUUAUUUUAUACCUGGUCAUUGUCACAGCCUAAGGCCAAUAGACGUAGAAUUCAUGCUCAAUAUCCACGAAAAAGUCAAUGUCAUACCAAUCAUAAGCAAAGCAGAUAUGUUGACUGAAAAAGAAAAAAUACAAAUCAAACAACGAAUAAAUGAUUCUAUUAAGUCCCACGAAAUAAAGAUUUACCAACUACCAGAUUGCGAUAGUGACGAAGAUGAAGACUUCAAACAGCAGGACAAAGAGUUGAAAGCAUGCUUACCGUUUGCCGUGGUCGGAAGUAACACGAUUUUGGAAGUUAACGGGAAAAAAAUGCGAGGAAGACAAUAUGACUGGGGUGUGGUAGAAGUGGAUAACCCAGCCCAUAGUGAUUUCACCAAACUUCGGAAUAUGCUAAUAUCCACACACAUGCCCGAUUUAAAAGAAGUCACAGAGGAUGUUCAUUAUGAAAAUUUCCGCACACAAUUGAUUUCGAAAAUAUCGCAGCAAGCAUUUAAAGAUAGAGGAAAAUUAAAAAGAGACUCGAUACCAAAACUGCUACCAGCACUUGAUGAAACGGAUAUUUUGUUGCUUCAAAAAGAAGAAGAAAUCCGCCGCAUGCAAGACAUCCUCGUCCAGAUGCAAGAUAAAAUAAAGACCAAUAACGAAAAAAGCAAUCAUAACCUAUACCUAGCAGCUCAAAAAUCACUGGAAAAUGAAAACAAAAAAAUUGAAAACGUGAUCAACGUUUAACAAAAAAGAAUAAAAUACUAUAGUAUAAUAUUAAAUAUUAUUUAAAAUUGUACAGUAAUGUCUUAUAAGGACAUGUUGUAUUAAUUUGGUGUUCAACUUGGAAAAGUAUUUCUACUAAUAUUUUACAUUUUUUUAUAUCGUAAUAUUAUUUUACUUACUGACUUUGAAUUCGUUGUCGUUUUAUACAUAGUCGUAUAAAGAAUUCACUAUUAUUACUGUAUUAUAACAUUUUAUUAUUUUCGUUUGAAUCUUACCACUGUAAAUUAUUUUAGACAUGGUAAGAAAUUAACAUAGGGACUAAAACAGUAGGUAGUUCGUGGUUUAACUUUUAAGAUUGUUUAGAAAUGUAUAUAUUAUCAUCAAAAAAUAAACUCUUGAUCGGUUACGA
Messenger RNA from Myzus persicae (green peach aphid), 1824 nucleotides. It is a transcript of the gene Septin4, whose product is annotated as septin-2A. Gene Ontology annotation, biological process: regulation of exocytosis; cytoskeleton-dependent cytokinesis. Gene Ontology annotation, molecular function: GTP binding; molecular adaptor activity; GTPase activity. Gene Ontology annotation, cellular component: septin ring; synaptic vesicle; microtubule cytoskeleton. Bases 306 to 1436 code for a protein of 376 amino acids. The transcript is spliced from 10 exons. NCBI's taxonomy places the organism in Eukaryota, Metazoa, Arthropoda, Insecta, Hemiptera, Aphididae. The record is from RefSeq and is a predicted model, not a curated record.